Engraulis encrasicolus (European anchovy) is the source of this 3622-nucleotide messenger RNA. RefSeq names its product solute carrier family 25 member 32a (gene slc25a32a). Gene Ontology annotation, molecular function: FAD transmembrane transporter activity; folic acid transmembrane transporter activity. Gene Ontology annotation, biological process: folate import into mitochondrion; nucleotide transport. The coding region runs from base 305 to 1291 and encodes 328 amino acids. Gene Ontology annotation, cellular component: mitochondrion. NCBI's taxonomy places the organism in Eukaryota, Metazoa, Chordata, Actinopteri, Clupeiformes, Engraulidae. The transcript has 7 exons. The record is from RefSeq and is a predicted model, not a curated record.
GCAGCCUGCGUUGAUCUUGAACCUCAGCUGCGUCCUCUCCUUGCAUGUGCGCUGAUCCCUUAUGUUACAUGCGAAGAGCACACGGCAGGAAGAGGUCGGUCGAAGUACUAUCUCCGCCACUGAUCGGUGUCUCGAUGGCAGUAACAUUUAUGGCUUCAUACCCGUCACCUGAUUACAGUACAUUCUGGGUUAGUAGUGCGCUGUCUGCACCCAUAAAUUACUCUUCACUGCGCCGUGCGCUUUCAGUGUCGUCUCCUCGUCGCUGCAGCCACUGACGGUGGCGGAUCCCGCAAGUAAACAAGCCAUGAGUACCAUUUCGAGUCAGCGCACGCCUGCCACUGCGGCGAUCCCCGUCUCCUCGGAUUCUGCCAGGUCACCUUUCUCGUUAACCGAGAACCUCCUGCGUCUUUUCAGCCACAUCAAAUAUGAGAAUUUGGCAGCCGGACUAAGCGGCGGAGUCAUCUCCACAAUGGUGCUCCAUCCCUUGGACCUGGUGAAAAUACGAUUCGCAGUGAGUGACGGCCUGCAGAUGCGGCCGCAGUACGACGGCAUGGUGCAGUGCAUGAGGAGCAUCUGGCAACUGGAGGGGAUCCGCGGCCUCUACCAAGGGGUGACCCCCAACAUCUGGGGAGCCGGGGCCUCCUGGGGACUCUACUUCCUAUUUUACAAUGCCAUUAAGGAGUACACGCGGGAGGGUCGACAGACCGAGCUGACCGCUCUGGAACACCUCAUGUCCGCAGCAGAAGCAGGCAUGCUGACGCUUUGCCUGACAAAUCCCGUCUGGGUGACAAAGACCCGGCUGGUGCUGCAGUACAAUGCAGACCCGUCCAGGAAGCAGUACAAGGGAAUGCUGGACGCCCUCGUGAAAAUAUACCGUCACGAGGGUAUUCCGGGAUUAUACAGGGGGUUUCUGCCUGGCCUGGUGGGCACGUCCCAUUCUGCCCUGCAGUUCAUGACCUAUGAGAGCCUGAAGAGAGACUACAACAAGUCCAGGAAGAUGCCGUCCGAGGCCUUGCUGUCUCCACUGGAGUACAUCGCCAUGGCCGCCAUCUCCAAGAUAUUUGCGGUGGCGGUAACUUACCCGUAUCAGGUUGUGCGCGCCCGGCUGCAGGACCAGCACAACAACUACAGCGGCCUGGUGGACGUGAUCAGGAGAACCUGGGGUAAUGAGGGUGUGGAGGGUUUCUACAAGGGAAUGGUGCCCAACCUCGUGCGCGUCAUUCCUGCCUGCUGCAUCACUUUCCUGGUGUACGAGAACGUCUCCCGCUUGCUGCUGGGAGAGUAUCAUUGAAACCUCAGACACACACACACACAUGCACGCACACACACACACACACGCACACACGCACACACACGCACGUACACAUAAGCACACAGACACAUGCAUGCACGUUCAUACACACACACCUGCCACAUGUGCAUGCACAUGUACUUGUGUACCCACUCUUGCAAAUGUGCAGGACCCUACAGUACAUACACACAUAUUUACAUGCUCAGACAAAUACUUACAAUGAUGACUGAAAAUCACGCACAUUUGCAAGCUUUCAUAGACAAAUGCCUACAUACACACACACACACACACACACCCACACACGUGCGCACGCGCACACACACACACCUCAGGAACACUGAAAUGGACCAAUAAGAAGAAGUAUCACAACGACCCCCAAGUGGAAAAGUGGAGCAGUAAAAUCGUCCAAGCGUCCCACAGAGGAGACGUAUAUGCACAAGACAAAACCUCUAUGGGAACGCUAUAGAAACAUUUCACUGGACAGAAGGAGAAAAAAAAUAAAAAGUGUGGGAACGUAUUAUGAACGUUCUACUGGCGGUUUGGUCGAGGACAACAGGAUCCAUCAUCACCACCACCACCACCACCACCACCACCACCACCACCACCACCACCACCACCUCAGGCCCUGCCACAAGGGACAACUUCUUAAAACCAACCUCUUACUCGGACCGUAGCUGUUACUGAUUAUGAGACUAGAUUAGGACCAGUCAGGAUGCGGUUGGGAAAAAAAGAAGCAUGGAAAGAAGGAAGCAGAGAGAGUGAGAAAGAGACAGAGAGAGAUAGAGAGAGAUAGAGAGAACGAACAGCGUAACUUUUUUUCCAUGUGUGCUUCGGCUAUUGUCAUCUUGAACCGUUGCAGGGGGUUAUGCAAUAGCGAGGAAAGGGAAAUGGAGAGAGAUGUGAGGUGCGGCUCAGAUUUUAGCAGAAGUGUCACUAUUGCAACACCUCUUGUGCAAGUUAUGUUCUUAACACACACGCUGUUAGUGUUUUAAAAACUAUCGCAACUGUUCUUAUGUGCACCAAUGUUUUUUGAUUGAAAUGCCUAUCAAUUUUGCAACCAAUUUUGAUGAUGUUCUGAACACAAAAUGGACACAUUGUUUAAAAAAAAACACAAAACCUCAACUAUUGCAAAUUCUAGGUGCAGAUCAGAUGAGACAAAAUAGCCAUGGUUGAAUAAUAUCUAUAACAAAUCAUGCUCUAAACACAACUCGGUUAUGUUGAAACAGCUCAUCGUCAUUGUGUGUACUUUUCUUUUGUACUUCAAAACAUGCAACUUGCUGACCACUCCCGUCUGGGUGGAAGACUUCUGAGGAACUGUUCCUAUUGCAAGAAUGGAGGAAGGGGAUGUCUCGUCCUUGUACUAACUGCUAAGACUGCUAAGUGUUUCGAACACUUGACUCUUGAGGAUAGAAAAGCACAUGGCCGGCGCUGACAUUUAUCUUUGGCCAGGCCCGGGACAAAGUCAUCUGAAAGGCACCCCCCCAGCCAAACCUCUCAAUGCAUGAAAUGUAAUGAGGACUCAAUUCUGGGGGGGGGGGGCCCUCUAUCCCUGGGUCUCGGUGACAGUGUACCCCCUCGACUUCUCUGGAAUAGCGUGUGAACUCAUUUACAAUCUUGUCAUUGCUCCGCUGAAGAGAUGAAUGAAUGAAUGACAUCAGCAACUUUCCACUGCUGAGUCACACAGCUGAUCCCAAUCAGCUCAUCCCUUGGACGACGUCGGACUUAAGGACAAGGCACAACAGACAGGUCAUGGUCACCUGGAGAAGGAAGGAAAAGAAAGAAGGACAGAGAGAGAGAGAGAGAGAGUGAGAGUGAAAUAGAGACUGAAAAUUAAAAUGAAUGUAUAUGGAGGAACCAAAGAAGAUGAGUCUUAGAAAGAGUUGCUCAGGAGGAAUAAAAACGACAUGAAAUGUUUAAUGUGCUUGCCUAUUAUGAGCGAAAGUGACUCUCUAAAAGCUACUAUUGACAGAGGGAUAGCAUCUUAUUGCAAAAGAUAGCAUCUUACUGCAUUUCUUCAUUGACACUCAGUGUGAAUAUUACUGUGUUCAACAUGUUUUUUGUUUGUUUGUUUUCAAUGGAUCAGCAUACAGCAGUGUAGGUCGGAGUGCUUUUUGUCUCUGUCACCACUAGGGUGCAGUCUUGUCCUACUAGGAGUGGAGAUGAUCUUUAUGUGCGUGUACAGACUUGCUCCCAAGUUGAAAGCCACGUUGGCUGUGUCCUAAUAAAAACAGAUGUUUAUGGUAACGUUGUUGCCCGGAUAUGAGAAUAUCCCUGUAGUAUUAAAAAAAAAACUUUUUUUAUUCCACAAUAAUAAAUAUUGUUUGAAAGAUG